AUGCUGGUGCUCUUGGACAAGGCCAGAGACCAGUGGUCCAGCAGCUUUCCACCAGUUCGCGACCGCGAAGAGAUCGAUUGGCGUCAGCGUAAGUGGCUUUUGUGGACGGCGUUUAAGGACUCUGCGGAAGGGAAGACAGCUUUUGAUCGCCAGAAGUGCAAGAUCCAGCGCAUGAUCGCAUCGGCGAUAUCGCCACAGCGACCACUUAGAGACGGGCACCGAGAUGUGGUUGGAGGUGAACGAGAUCUAAGAGAGGCGCAUGGAUCCGAUGAUCAAGAAGAGCAUCAUUCUAUGAAAAUGUUUAGGAUCAAGUCGGACUUGAAGAGCUACGGCUACAAAGUCAAGGAUAUCAACAUGAGGCAGAUGAUGCUGGACAGUAUAUCUGACCAGUACGAGUAUGAGCAGCCGCGCGGAGCACUGAAGUAUGGGCUUUCUGCGGAGAUGACCCAGGAUGGACUCCGGGCGUUGAUUGAACAAGCGGCUGUAGUGGCCAACGGCAGCAGCAAGGAGGCAGCACAGGUGCUAGCCAUCAGCAAUAAAGUGAGCAAAAUGGGAGCAAGAAUAAUCAGCACGGCUGACUGUACGGCUAUUAUUGAUGAUGCUGCUGGGCCUGGUGCGGCUGCCACCAGAAGAGGUAACACUGGAACGAACACUGGGACGCAACGGCGUCAGCAGCUCUCCAACUACACGAGUCGCGUCGGCGAAAUCUGUGUGAACAGGCGUGGAGUUGUUGAAGAUGAGCAAGGUGUGGUUGCUGGUGUUGCGAUGAGGGAUCGUCAUGGUGGUGUUUCGACACAGGUUCCAAAGAUGCACUUGACCGGUGAUCGCUCUCUCUUUGUUCAUCUCGAAGACAUUCACCCAGAAAGUAUUAGUGUAAAUGUCGUUGGUGUGGCUGCCACGACGCUAACUCGUGCGUCCGGCAUUGGUCGAGUGAAGGUCAUCGCUCAGGUGGACGACACCGAGGCUGAGGUCUUUUUGGACGAUGUACUGUACAUGGAAGGCGCGUCACACGGACUGUUCUCGAUGCAUCUCGCAAUUACAAAUCAGAAGCUCGAAAUCUUGUACGAUCGAGCAGCAUCGAGAUCCAGUGCUUACAAAAAUGGGAAGCAGUUGUUUGAGGCGAAGCGUCAAACGGAUGCUCCGCGACGCCCAGGUGUAACGCGUGUGAUCGUCAAUUACACGAUUGCGGUCGAUCAUGGCGGAUCGUGGACUCGUGCGCCGCAUGAUGAUCACAAACCGGCAGCACAAGACGUGUGA
Messenger RNA from Plasmopara halstedii, 1257 nucleotides. RefSeq lists its product as uncharacterized. The transcript has 8 exons. Bases 1 to 1257 code for a protein of 418 amino acids. NCBI's taxonomy places the organism in Eukaryota, Oomycota, Peronosporomycetes, Peronosporales, Peronosporaceae. The record is from RefSeq and is a predicted model, not a curated record.